AUGGUAGACUCCGAUUGCCAGUUUAGAAGUCUGCGAGCUGGUAACUCCCCAUUCGAGACUCACUGUAGGCGACUGAGCGGACGAUUCUACGCUUCGGUCUCCGCAGCGGAGCUCCGCUUCGGACAACCACUUCAUGAAACACAUCCGCAUAUCCUAAAGGCUGGGGAAUUGACGCCAGGUAUCACUGCUCUUGAAUAUGCCCACCGCCGGUCCACGCUUGCAUCUAAGCUACCCAAGCACGCGAUUGCUGUCGUUGCCGCUUCGGACAUAAAAUAUAGAUCGGGAAGCGUUUUCUACGAAUACCACCAAGAUCCCGAUUUCUUCUAUCUUACGGGUUUUAACGAGCCCGGUGCGAUAGCUAUUAUUGGAAAUGAUGGUUCUGAGAAUGAUCACAUUUUUCACCUCUAUGUUCGAGAGAAGGAUCCAAAAAUGGAGAUAUGGGAGGGGCCGCGGUCAGGAGUCCAGGCUGCGAUUGACGUCUUUAAUGCGGAUAUAAGCGGCAGUAUAGACAAUAUCAGCAGCUCUCCUCCUUCGAUCCUUUCGGAUGCUUCCAGAAUUUAUACCGACCUCAAGCUUCUGGACCCAUCACGACCUUCAUUAUCCGGUUUCUUUUCCUCGCUCCAAGCAAAAAACGUGUCUUCACACAAACUGUGGGCAUUGCGCCCAGUUCUCAACGAAUUGCGUAUCUUCAAAAGUGAGGGAGAGAUACGAAAUAUGCGGAUGGUGGGACAAGCCUCGGGUCGGGCUUUUACAGAGGCCAUGAGAAGACAAUUUACAAAGGAGAAGGAUAUCCAUGCAUUUUUGGAAUACCAAUUCAAGGCGAAUGGCUGUGAUGGCCUAGCUUUUAUUCCUGUGAUUGCUGGUGGCCAGAAUGCGUUAAGCAUCCACUACGUUAGAAACGAUGAUGUGCUAAGAAACGGAAACAUGGUCCUUGUUGAUGGUGGUGGGGAAUAUGGAGGCUACAUAGCGGACAUCACGCGCACCUGGCCCGUUAACGGCAAAUUUUCUGAGCCACAAAAGGAUUUGUAUAAUGCCAUUCUAAGCGUACAGCGUACUUGCAUAUCGUUAUGCCGCGAAUCUGCUGGCCUUUCCCUUGACAUGCUGCACCGCAUUGCCGAAAAUGGGCUGCGAGAACAACUCAAGGCACUUGGGUUUGACGUGUCUGGAGACGCUAUGGCAACUUUGUUCCCUCACCAUUUGGGGCAUUAUAUUGGUUUGGAUGUGCAUGACUGCGUGGGAUAUCCAAGAACUUACGAACUCGCGGAGAGGCAAUGUAUAACAAUUGAGCCUGGUAUUUACGUCCCAGAUGACGAACGGUGGCCGAAGCAAUUCCGAGGAAUCGGAAUUCGAAUUGAGGAUAGUGUUUGUGUAGGUGAAGAUAAUCCCCUUAUACUGACGACGGAAGCAGUGAAAGAGAAGCUCUGCGAUAGGCACGAAUUCUCAUAUGAGAUUUAA
Molecule: messenger RNA, 1455 nt
Organism: Histoplasma mississippiense
Lineage: Eukaryota; Fungi; Ascomycota; Eurotiomycetes; Onygenales; Ajellomycetaceae
Exons: 13
Coding region: 1-1455 (484 amino acids)
Cellular component (GO): mitochondrion
Molecular function (GO): manganese ion binding; metalloaminopeptidase activity
Source: RefSeq, a predicted model, not a curated record